Molecule: messenger RNA, 3349 nt
Organism: Homarus americanus (American lobster)
Lineage: Eukaryota; Metazoa; Arthropoda; Malacostraca; Decapoda; Nephropidae
Gene: Usp5
Product: ubiquitin carboxyl-terminal hydrolase 5-like
Exons: 16
Coding region: 83-2548 (821 amino acids)
Biological process (GO): protein deubiquitination
Molecular function (GO): zinc ion binding; cysteine-type deubiquitinase activity; protein binding
Source: RefSeq, a predicted model, not a curated record
UUGCCGAAAGUGAAUUAAUACCGUCAGAGAGCCGCCGCGGUCAUAAUAACCUUGCUUUGGUUUGGCCUCUUGUGUCACUGCCAUGGAGAAGCUCAGGAACCAUUUCACCAAGAUUCUCAUUCCCAAGGGCGGGGACAAGGUUUAUAAGGAUGAGUGCAUGUUCAACUUCGACACCCCGGAAAGUGAGACUGGAUUAUAUGUUUGUCUGAACACCUUUCAUGGCUGGAGCAAAGAACAUGUUACAAAAUACUCACAAAAGUCGGGGAACUGUGUCUUCUUGCACCUCAGACGGAACAAAAAGGAACUUCCACCUGAGAAAGAAAUGGAGCCAGAGAAAAAGAUUGCACGCCUAGCAAUCGGUGUAGAAGGUGGGUUCAACCCUGAUGCAAGCAAGAAGCGGUAUGAGUACGAGGAGCACAACUCUCUGGUGAUCCUGCCAGAUUUUGAUAUCAUACCAUUACCUAAUCCAGACCUCCCAGAAAUUGCACAGCAAAGUGUAGCAGGCAUUUUAAAAGCAGAGUCUGCACUUCACUUAGCUGAAGUUGAAGCUGCAGCUGGUGCCUGGGAUGGGGAGGUUCGGCAGGUCACCAAACAUGCAGACACUCUCAAACAGCUUGAUAAUGGGAUUAAGGUUCCUCCAAAUGGCUGGAAGUGUGAACAUUGUGAUAAAACUGAUAAUUUGUGGUUAAAUCUUACUGAUGGAAAGAUUCUGUGUGGACGAAGACAACUGGAUGGCUCAGGUGGCAAUAAUCAUGCUGUUGAGCAUUUUGAGAAGACAAAGUACCCAUUGUCAGUGAAGCUUGGCACUAUUACACAAGAUGGAAAUGCUGAUGUGUACAGCUAUGAUGAAGAUGACAUGGUGUUAGACCCUAACCUUGUGAAGCAUUUGGCUCAUUUUGGCAUCAACGUUAAAGUGAUGGAGAAAACCGAGAAGACGAUGCUUGAGUUAGAAAUUGAUUAUAACCAGCGAGCGUGGGAAUGGUCUCGACUCACAGAAUCGGGAACCAAGCUAGUGCCAAAGUUUGGGCCAGGAUUCGCAGGGAUGAGAAAUCUUGGUAACUCGUGUUACGUCAACUCAGUAAUGCAAGUACUCUUUACUGUUCCGGGCUUCGUGGAAAGGUUUUAUCAUCUUGGACAAACCAUCAGGGAGAGCUACAGAGGAUCUAACCCUGCAGAAGACUUUAAUGUUCAAAUGAGUAAACUUGCUCAUGGCUUGCUGUCAGGAAGAUAUGCUGUGGCUCCAGACACAAUAGAUGAGAACCUAGACACAGAUGACCUACAGCCUGGUAUAUCUCCGCUCAUGUUCCGUACCCUGGUUGGAAAGGGUCAUGCCGAGUUUUCAACCAAGAAACAGCAGGAUUCAAUGGAAUUCUUGGAACAUAUAAUUAAGAUGACAGCAUGCAACUCUGCCGGGGCAGCUGAUCCUGGAAGCUGUUUUAAAUUCGAGGUAGAGGACAAGUUUGUUUGUAGUGCAAGUGGAAAGGUUCGUUAUGUGACACGACCAGACCAAUAUUUGCCUCUACCAGUGCCUAUGGAAGAAGCUGUCAACAAAGAAGAAGUAGCAGCUUAUCAAGCUCAAAAAACAGAUGCUCAAGCAUCGCAGAAAGUGAUCCCAGCUGUGUCAGCUGAUGCAACCAGCCAACAGCCUGAGGAACAAGUGAGGGCAAAGAUUCCUUUUGAUGUUUGUUUGUCAAAGUUAGCAUCACCAGAGCAGAUAGUUGCUUACAGUUCUGCUGCAGAAAAAGAAGUCGCCAUGCAGAAGAUUACUCGUCUUCGUACUUUUCCAGAUUACCUAGUCAUUCAGCUUGUGAAAUUUGGUAUUGGUCAAGAUUGGGUUCCCAUGAAAUAUGAUGUGUCAAUUGAUAUGCCUGAGAGCCUUGACUUGUCUGUGUUAAGAGGUUUUGGCCUUCAGCCAGGGGAGGAGGAGUUGCCUGAGACUGCUGCCCCUUCACCCAAGGAACCAGAAAUAGAUGCUGAAAUUGUGCAGCAGCUUGCAGAGAUGGGCUUUCCUUGGGAGGCUUGCAGAAAAGCUGUCCAUCUUACUGGAAACAGUGGCACUGAAGCUGCAAUGAACUGGGUGAUGGAACAUAUGGGUGACCCCGACUUUGCUGAUCCUCUUGUAAUUAAGAACACAUCUUCUAGAAAUGAUAAUUUCACCCCAAAUGAAGAAGGUCUGGCAAUGUUGAUGUCAAUGGGCUUCACACGGGAACAAGCAGCACUAGCUCUUAAAGAGACCAGCAAUAGCCUGGAACGUGCAGCGGAUUGGAUAUUUUCUCAUCAACAUGAGUUGGAUUCCCUACUGGCAGCUCAGAGUGGGGCAGCUGCCGUUCCUCCUCCACAGAAGCCAAGUUACACAGAUGGCCCCUCAAAAUAUGAGCUAACUGCUUUUAUAAGCCACAUGGGAACUUCAAUAUUUGUGGGCCACUACGUAUGUCACAUAAAGAAAGACGGAGAGUGGACCAUCUUUAACGACAACAAAGUAUCAAAGUCUGUAGACCCUCCCCUGGACCUUGGCUACAUCUAUCUCUACAAGAGAGUAUCAACAUAGUCCUUCAUACAAAUCGACUGUUUGGUGUCCAGCAAAAACCAAGAAGUGUCCAUUUCCAUUUCUUCUUUAACAAACUGACUGACAAAAAGAAUAUCUUGCAAAUCAAAAAAGUCUGUUUUGAAAGUAAAACUAAAGACUUUAUUUAAAGAAACUAAAGUCUAAUAAUUUGAUUUUAGAAGUUUGCCUCCCAAGUGAUAGAGGAAGAUAGCUACUGUGCAGAUAUUGCAUUUGAUCUGUGAUCAUUUAGAAUAGUAGGUAUUUGAGUAAGAGGGACUACCCGUAUCCUAUUUUAGCAGCAUCAGUGAUAUGAGAAAUUCUGAACAUUUUCUGGUACUUCAGCAACAUAGGAUAACUUGUGUUUUGGUCAGAGGUUCUCUAGUUAAUAUGAUGAGGAGUUUUGACCUGCCCAUCACUGAAAAAUGACUGUACUGUACAUACAAACAAAUCUCCCAAGAAGUAAACAGUGUGAGUGUUUAUCAAUAAGCAUCACAUCUAUACUGUAUUUUCAGAAAUUUUUAUGCAAAACAAAUUUUUGGAUCUGAAGAGUGCACAUUAUUGUGUCCAAGAUUUAUGGCAAAUAAUUAUGGUUAACAAGUAAGAGGCCUUAUAUUUGACAUCCUGAUAUGCACUGGGUUGUAAUGACAAAAUCCUGCUACACAUUUGUAAGAGUUUUAGGUAGCACAGGAAUAUGUACAAGGAUGGGUUUAGGUAGUGUGUGAUAUUUUUUGUGCUAGACAUUUUUUGCAGCUUUACUAACUUAAAAUUAUGGCCAAUUGAUUGAAAGUAAAUUUUUUUUGACAA